AUGGACAGGUUUGUGUUCAAAGGUUGGACCAUUGGAAAUGGGGACACAGAAACUCGUUUCUUCUCAUGGUACCGGUUCGGUCUCUUCUUCGAGAAGGACAAAGUCAUUACUGCUAUCAAUCAGUGGUAUUUUAAGCAAUUGGAUGUGAACAAUGCUUUCUUACAUGGUGAUCUAAAUGAAGAGGUGUACAUGACUCUUCUUCAAGGCAUGCAAGUGGCAAAACCAAGGCAAUGUGCUUCUGAUCAUUCAUUGUUUCUUAAACAUGGUUACAAGACAAUCACUGCUCUGCUGGUCUAUGUAGAUGACAUUGUCUUAUCGGGUAAUGAUCUAGCUGAGAUUCAAAGCAUUACACAACUAUUGGACAAUGCUUUCAAGAUAAAGGACCUAGGUGAUCCAAGAUACCUCAAGGGAACUCCAGGGGUAGGGAUCUCUUUUUCUGUUGCAAGUAAUAUUCAUUUAAAAGGCUUUAGUGAUUUAGAUUGGGCAGGUUGCAUUGACACCAAAAGAUCUAUCAUUGGCUAUGCAAUAUACAUUGGUGAUUCAUUUAUCUCGUGGAAAUCCAAGAAGCAAGCCAUUGUGUCCAAAAGUUCAUCAUAG
Messenger RNA from Glycine soja, 597 nucleotides. RefSeq lists its product as uncharacterized. The coding region runs from base 1 to 597 and encodes 198 amino acids. The record is from RefSeq and is a predicted model, not a curated record. The transcript has 4 exons. NCBI's taxonomy places the organism in Eukaryota, Viridiplantae, Streptophyta, Magnoliopsida, Fabales, Fabaceae.